CCCAGACAGACGCACGGGGGACGCGGGGAGGAGCGGACCGGGCAUGCAGUCAUGACUCGUUUCGGCUCUUCGUCCGACUGAGGCGCGGGCGUCCGUCCGUCCGUCCGUCCGGCCAUGUCCCGCUGCGCGCUCUUGCUGUGCCUCUUCACGCUGGCCGUGCACCGCUCGCGCUGCUGGGGCGCCAAGCCGCUGCAGUGCCAGGAGAUCUCGGUGCCCAUGUGCAAGGGCAUCGGCUACAACCUCACGUAUAUGCCCAACCAGUUCCACCACGACACGCAGGACGAGGCUGGGCUGGAGGUGCACCAGUUCCUGGCGCUGGUGGAGAUCAAGUGCUCGGCUGACCUGCGCUUUUUCCUGUGCAGCAUGUACACGCCCAUUUGCCUGGAGGACUACAAGAAGCCGCUGCCGCCGUGCCGGAGCGUGUGCGAGCGGGCGCGAGCCGGCUGCGCGCCACUCAUGCGGCAGUUUGGCUUCCCGUGGCCCGACCGCAUGAGGUGCGAGCUGCUUCCGGAGCAGGGCCAGCAGGACUUGCUGUGCAUGGACUACAAGCAGGACCCGCGUCGGGUCGCUGUCGCAGCUGCCACCAGUGUCGUGCCACCCACCAAGCGCCCGCCGCUCAAGCCCUGGAAGAAGGCGGUCUACAAGCACCCGCACAAGCCACCCCCGGUGGCGCAUCACGAGGGGGCGCCCCCUGCUCCUAAAUGCCCGCCGCCGGCUGACUGCGUGGCCGCGUCCGCGUCCUGCCACAGCCCCUUCUUCAGCGCCGAGGAGCGCGCCUUCACCGGCUUCUGGAUCGGCCUGUGGGCGGCGCUGUGUUUCGCGUCCACGCUGACCACCGUGGCCACCUUCCUGGUGGACAUGGAGCGUUUCAAGUACCCCGAGCGGCCCAUCAUCUUCCUGGCCGCCUGCUACCUGUGCGUGUCGGCCGGCUACCUGCUGCGGCUGGCGGCGGGCCACGAGAAAGUGGCGUGCACGCGCCAGCACGGCGUCGAUCACUCACAGCAGGCCAGCGUUGGCCCCGCGCUAUGCACGCUGGUCUUCCUCCUGGUCUACUUCUUCGGUAUGGCUGCGUCCAUCUGGUGGGUCAUCCUGUCUCUGGCCUGGUUCCUGGCCGCCGCGCUCAAGUGGGGCAACGAGGCCAUCGCGGGCUACGCGUCCUACUUCCACCUGGCCGCCUGGCUCCUCCCCAGCACGAAAACCAUCGCAGCGCUGGCGCUGGGCUCCGUGGACGGGGACCCGGUGGCGGGCAUCUGCUACGUGGGCAACCGGAACUUGGACAACCUGCGCGGCUUCGUCCUGGCUCCCAUGCUGGUCUACCUACUCGUGGGCUCCAUGUUCUUGCUGGCCGGCUUCGUGUCUCUCUUCCGCAUCCGCCGCGUCAUCCGGCGCCAGGGCGGCGGCGGCGUGGCCAAGGCGGACAAGCUGCAGCGGCUCAUGGUUCGAAUCGGGGUGUUCACAGUACUCUAUACGGUACCGGCUGCCGUCAUCGCGGUGUGCUACUUUUACGAGGCGCACAACCGGCAAGCGUGGGAAGCGGGCUACAAAUGCGGGUGCCCCCCCUCCGUGGCGGACGGCCCCCCGCGGCCGGACUACGCCGUGUUCAUGCUCAAGUACUUCAUGGGGCUUCUGGGAGGCAUCGCGUCGGGCGUGUGGGUGUGGUCCGGGAAGACCCUGGACUCGUGGAGGACGUGGUGCACACGAUGCUGCUGGAGGAGCAAGACGUCCUCGGCGGGAGGGGGGUCCAUGUACAGUGACGUCAGCACCGGCCUCACCUGGAGGUCCGGGACCGGGAGCUCCGUUUCCUUCCCCAAGCAGGUGCCUCUGUCCCGAGUGUGACGGGGUGCAAGGACGCGCGCCGCUAGACCAUGGAGCUUUGUUUGUUUGUUUUGUUUUUGUUUUGUCUGAGGGGGAGGCGGGGCACCUCCCUGCAAGUUCAUCCAGAUGACGUCAUCGGGGUUACUCUGGUUCACGUUGCCUUAAAACGGACUCAUUACGGGUUUGCAUAAAUGAGGGUAUUUAUCUAAUUAUUUUGUACAGAUCCUGUAAUUAUGUAUAAUUGUCACUUUGAUAGAAGAGUCUAUUUUGAAUAAAUAAAAAAACAUUUUUAUGAUCCACUGA
Molecule: messenger RNA, 2118 nt
Organism: Syngnathus acus (greater pipefish)
Lineage: Eukaryota; Metazoa; Chordata; Actinopteri; Syngnathiformes; Syngnathidae
Product: frizzled-8-like
Exons: 1
Coding region: 115-1836 (573 amino acids)
Biological process (GO): canonical Wnt signaling pathway; non-canonical Wnt signaling pathway
Cellular component (GO): plasma membrane
Molecular function (GO): Wnt-protein binding; Wnt receptor activity
Source: RefSeq, a predicted model, not a curated record